This is a messenger RNA of Chaetura pelagica (chimney swift), 1283 nucleotides long. RefSeq names its product RASD family, member 2 (gene RASD2). The record is from RefSeq and is a predicted model, not a curated record. Lineage: Eukaryota; Metazoa; Chordata; Aves; Apodiformes; Apodidae. Gene Ontology annotation, molecular function: GTPase activity; GTP binding. The coding region runs from base 130 to 930 and encodes 266 amino acids. The transcript is spliced from 3 exons.
CCAGAGCAAGGAAAGUCCACAGAACAACAGCCUUUUACAGCAGCAGCCACCUCUGAUUAAAAUUAUCAAGCUUCAUCAGACUGCACUGAGAGCCAGGACUGCUCCUCCAAGGAAACAGAGGACCAAGCAAUGAUGAAGACUAUGUCUGGUGGAAACUGCACCCUGAACGUGCCAGCCAAGAACUCCUACCGCAUGGUAGUGCUGGGAGCUUCCAGGGUAGGGAAAAGCUCCAUUGUCUCACGCUUCCUCAAUGGCCGGUUUGACGACCAGUACACUCCCACCAUCGAGGAUUUUCAUCGCAAGGUCUACAACAUCCGGGGAGACAUGUAUCAGCUGGACAUCCUGGACACCUCUGGGAAUCAUCCUUUCCCUGCCAUGAGGAGGCUUUCCAUCCUAACAGGGGAUGUGUUCAUCCUGGUAUUCAGUUUGGACAACAGAGAAUCCUUUGAUGAGGUCAAGAGGCUCCAGAAACAGAUCCUUGAGGUCAAAUCCUGCCUGAAAAACAAGACCAAGGAAUCAGCUGACCUCCCCAUGGUGAUUUGUGGCAACAAAAAUGACCACAGUGAAAUCUCCCGCAAGGUACGCUCAGAUGAAGGCGAAAACCUUGUCUCCAGUGAUGAAAACUGUGCUUACUUUGAAGUUUCUGCCAAGAAGAACACCAACGUGGAUGAGAUGUUCUAUGUCCUCUUCAGCAUGGCCAAGCUACCUCAUGAGAUGAGCCCUGCCCUCCACAGGAAAAUCUCCAUCCAGUACGGUGACACCUUCCAACAGAAAUCCUUCCGGAUGCGCCGAGUCAAGGACAUGGAUGCCUAUGGCAUGAUCUCUCCCUUUGCUCGCCGGCCAAGCGUUAACAGUGACCUGAAGUAUAUAAAAUCAAAAGUUCUCAGGGAAGGUCAGUCAAGGGAGAGGGAGAAGUGCACGAUCCAGUGAAGGGGCUUGCAGUACUGUCUGAAGUCAUCAUCUACAUGCAGUGCCUUAAAGAAAAAUGGUCUGUGGAAGCACAGAAUGGGCUCCAGGGUUCAUUGAGAAACCCCAGCAUGGAGGAUGGAUAACCCUUACUGCAGAUUCUGCUCAGUCACAAAUGUAAAUAACAUCAUCCUUGUCAAUGACUGGGAAAAAAACACACAUAUGCCUGAGAUAUGAGUGCAUUUCUCUGUCUUUGUAAUGUAGAUCCUCUUCAUUGUCCUUUUCAUUUAAAGAAUACAGACCUGAGAAGGAAAGAAACUUUCACCUCAUCCUUACAAAGGAAGUAGGUCGAAAAUGCACAGAAGGCACUGACAGCU